Molecule: messenger RNA, 793 nt
Organism: Canis lupus familiaris (dog)
Lineage: Eukaryota; Metazoa; Chordata; Mammalia; Carnivora; Canidae
Product: translation initiation factor IF-2-like
Exons: 2
Coding region: 1-606 (201 amino acids)
Source: RefSeq, a predicted model, not a curated record
AUGGCGCCGCGGCGCGGGUGCGAGCCCCCCCACCCGACCGCCGCGAGUUCCCGCCGCCCCGGCCCGCGCGCCGCCGCCGGCGACACGGAGACUCACGUGUUCUCUCGGAGAAGAAGAACGAGUCCGCGCGGAGGGAGUAUUUAUCCUACGCCAAGUACCGCGAGAUCUCGGGUGCCCCGCCCCGAGCGCGAGCCUAUAAGAGCGGUGGAGGCGCGCUCCCAGGCGCCCCGGCCGGCUCCCCGUGCGCUUGCGCACAUCGGCUCUGCGCUCCUGCUGCCGCGUGCCGCCGCGGCCCGGCUGCUCGCGCUGCGGGUAGGCCCGCGCUGCAGGACGCAGACGCCCCGGAGCGCGGCCUCCUGCCGCCCCCCACCCCAGCUCCUUCAGCCGGGCUCCCGCGGGUCGGCCGGCCCAGGUCCCACACCGCACAGCUUCCACAGUAGCAGGUCAGGUACUUUUGCGCUUGAGGGGACUUGGGCGGGGCACCGAGCCACCCGCAGGUGCGAAGGGGAAGCAGGGCGGCCUCCAGGAGGAGCCCCGCCGCUCAACGUCAGUUACCGACCCCGACGGGGAAAGAUGUGCGACUUCCUCGGGCAACUCCGCCCGUGAGAAGCCGCCCUCACCCUGAACUCUCGCUCAGAAAAAUCCCUCCCGACUUUCUCCGCGAAAUAAAAUUUCUUUCCUUUGUUUGCUGGGCUUGCUUACGGUUUUGCCAUGGCUUGCAUGUCCUGAAUUGCAAUUGUGUUAUUCCCAAAUAAACCUGUUUUUGCCAGUGAAAUAACUUUUAUUUUCAAAA